Molecule: messenger RNA, 1540 nt
Organism: Pyrgilauda ruficollis (rufous-necked snowfinch)
Lineage: Eukaryota; Metazoa; Chordata; Aves; Passeriformes; Passeridae
Gene: UPP1
Product: uridine phosphorylase 1
Exons: 8
Coding region: 143-1084 (313 amino acids)
Biological process (GO): uridine catabolic process; nucleotide catabolic process
Cellular component (GO): cytosol; cytoplasm
Molecular function (GO): uridine phosphorylase activity
Source: RefSeq, a predicted model, not a curated record
AUCCCGCUGCCCCGGUGAGAAGCGCGUCCCGCCGUGCGCCCCGGCAGCCCGCGGUCCGCUCCCGGUGGAUGGUGGGGUGUCCGCCGUGUCUCUCAGCCCCGGUGGCCGGACCGCGGGGGCGGAGAGCGGGUAUAAGACGUACAUGGCUCCUGGCUCCUCAAAUGAGAAGAAAACUGAUGAUGGACAGGCUUCAAAAGAGAAUUUUAUUCAUCUGUGCAAUCCUCACCUGGAGAAAAUGAAAGAAGACAUUCUGUACCAUUUUGCUCUUGGGACCGGUACCCAUGAUUUUCCGACAUUAUUUGGGGAUGUAAAGUUUGUGUGUGUUGGAGGAAGUCCUUCCAGGAUGAAAGCUUUUAUUGCCUACAUAGCAGAGGAGCUGGGGCUCGGGAGCCCGGGAAGUGACUACCCCAACAUCUGCGCGGGCACCGACCGCUACGCCAUGUACAAAGUGGGACCCGUGUUGUCUGUCAGUCAUGGUAUGGGCAUUCCUUCUAUUUCAAUCAUGUUGCACGAGCUGAUCAAACUGUUGUAUCAUGCCAAGUGUUCAGACAUAACCAUCAUUCGCAUUGGCACCUCUGGUGGAAUAGGUCUGGAGCCAGGCUCAGUGGUUAUAACGAGGCAGUCUGUAGAUGCCACCUUCAAGCCUCAGCUGGAGCAGGUUGUCCUGGGAAAGACAGUAAUUCGCAGCACUAGCCUGGAUGAACAGCUGGCUAAGGAGCUGAUGCAGUGCAGUAAAGAAAUCGGUCAGUUCCAUACAGUCAUUGGAAACACCAUGUGCACUUUGGAUUUCUAUGAAGGACAGGGCAGGUUGGAUGGUGCAAUCUGCUUAUAUGAUGAAGAAGAAAAACUGCAAUAUUUGAAGAAUGCUUAUGAGUCUGGUGUCAGAAACAUCGAGAUGGAGUCUUCUGUAUUUGCUGCAAUGUGUAAUCUCAGCGGUGUCAAAGCUGCUGUAGUGUGUGUUACUCUUCUGAAUCGACUCGAAGGGGAUCAGAUCAGCAGCCCACAUGAUGUCCUUGUGGAGUACCAGCAGAGGCCGCAGAAGUUAGUGGGAUAUUUCAUUAAGAAAAGUCUUGGGAAAUUGUGAAAUAUCCAUCUCGUGUUUUAGAGAAGGAGAAGGCCUUUGUACAGAUCAGGUUAUGAUUUCUGUGCAUUACAGGUCUUUUGCCUCAGAAUAACUUACAGCAUUCCGUGUGUCAGUGGGAGUUAAUCAUUUAUGUCACUGUUCUUUGGGAACUGAAUGUGCUGAAGGACUUCAGUUAAGUUUUACUUAGUUAUGCAUUGCUGGAUAGAAAACUCACUUUUCUAUGAAUUGGAAAGCAGAUCUGUUGUGAAGGACAAGGCUGUGAUAAUACAUGAAAAAGCUUUAUUUAUCUCUGCUGUAAAAGAAAAACUAGAGAGAAAAUCAAACUUUAUGGCCAAGUACACGCAUACCAGCAAAUUAACUUAAAAAUUUGAAUAAUUUUCUUGUUGUUAUAAACAAUUAUAUAACUUAUGAUUGUCUUUGUUGCUUCACUUGUAAAUAAAACUUAAAGUGAAUACA